AUGAGCAUCAAUGCAGCAAAACAACAAAUGAGUUUUCUGGCAUCUGUGCUAGAGUCAUAUGAAGGUCUAGUGUCUGAGAAAAUAGGAAACUCAGAACUGACAAAGGAAGACUACGACCGGAUCGACCCAGUAGAAAUGGAACUUAUUGACAUACACUGGUGUUUAGAAAAUGCAAACAAAGCUGGAAUUUUCAAAAGAGAAUUUAAAAAUUCUGAAGUUGACGAAACUGAGAAACCUUUCAGUGAUGAUUAUUACCGAAAGGCGAUUUACCACCGUAGCAAAGAAGAGCCGAGACUGAUUGAAAAUAAUCCCAAAGAAAAGUCAAGAGCUUGUGCUGUAAUUCAAGAUGACGAAGGGUAUGAUUGGAGUGAGAUUCUUCCAGAAGAAGAUCUUGUUGAUAAUCGUUUCACAGCUCAUGGCAGAACUAUAUCGAAAAGCCAACAUCGUGCCUAUGUUGCUGAAAUAAAAAUGAGAACCCGAGAAGAGAUUCUGAAAGAGAAAACCAAAAGAGAAAUAUUCUUUACUGGGUGCAGAAUUGAGAAAAUGAAAGACAUAGUCCAUGAUGAUGUUCUUGCAGUAAUCCCUUUGUCCGACGAAUACUACUCAAACAUAGAAAAAGAUAAAACUUAUCUGAAAAAGCUGGACAAGAUAAUUCGUGAUGUAAUGACCGUAAGUUUGAAAAAGAGGGAUGAAGAGAGAAUGAAAAAGAAUGUUGAAGAUUUAGUCGAUGAUUUGAAGAAAGUUGUUGAGGAAGUCAAAGUUGAAGCUGUGAAAGCUGAAGAAGUGAAGGAAGAGAAAGAAAAGAAAGUGGAAACAGCUGGUGAAGAAGCUGUUAUCGAAAAACAACAGAAAGAAGAAGUUCUGAAGAAAGAAGAAGAAAAAGAAGUGAAGGUUGAAAGUUCAGUUGAAGUGAAUAGUGAUGCUGAUGCUGGUGAUGAGAAAAAGAAAGAUGCUGAUCAAACUCAGACAGACGCAGAAGAGAACACCGAAGUGCCAAUCACUGAGAUAAAUUCUGAUUCUUAG
Molecule: messenger RNA, 1023 nt
Organism: Helianthus annuus (common sunflower)
Lineage: Eukaryota; Viridiplantae; Streptophyta; Magnoliopsida; Asterales; Asteraceae
Product: DNA ligase 1-like
Exons: 3
Coding region: 1-1023 (340 amino acids)
Source: RefSeq, a predicted model, not a curated record